Molecule: messenger RNA, 349 nt
Organism: Blastocystis hominis
Lineage: Eukaryota; Bigyra; Opalinata; Blastocystidae
Exons: 1
Coding region: 1-330 (109 amino acids)
Biological process (GO): endoplasmic reticulum to Golgi vesicle-mediated transport; retrograde vesicle-mediated transport, Golgi to endoplasmic reticulum
Cellular component (GO): COPII-coated ER to Golgi transport vesicle; endoplasmic reticulum; membrane
Source: RefSeq, a predicted model, not a curated record
AUGAACGCAGAUUUCAACCACAUCACAUACUUCCUGAAAUUGAUCCCUGUGGAGCAAAUCUCGCUUUUCGGAGGUACAUCGCGUAGCUAUGAAUACAGCGUCACGGAGUACACGCAGCUGCUCGAUAAGCCAUCUUACUUCAGUCGUACAUCGCCUGGCGUGUAUUUUAAGUACCAAAUCACACCGAUUCGCUUGACAAAACGGGAAAGUCGAAUUGGGUUCUUGCAGUAUUAUACGACGCUGUGCUCGAUUGUUGGAGGCGUGAUAACGAUUUCUGGAAUUAUUCAGUCCCUUCUGACGCAUACUGUGUUUCCGACAAAGUUGGAUUAGUUUUGGUUUGUUUUUAUAU